AUGGGAGCUGCUACUAAGUUGGCGUUCGCUGUUUUUCUUAUCUCUUGUUCUUCAGGUGCCAUCCUUGGCAGAUCAGAAACACAGGAGUGCAUCUACUACAACGCUAACUGGGAGAAGGACAAGACGAACCGCAGCGGGAUCGAGCCGUGCUACGGGGACAAGGACAAGAGGCGACACUGCUUCGCCACCUGGAAGAACAUCUCUGGGUCCAUUGAAAUCGUGAAGCAAGGCUGCUGGCUCGAUGACAUCAAUUGUUAUGACAGGAAUGAUUGCAUAGAGAAGAAGGACAGCCCUGAAGUGUUUUUCUGUUGCUGUGAAGGCAACAUGUGCAAUGAACGCUUUUUCUAUUUUCCAGAAAUGGAGGUCACACAACCAACGUCCAACCCCGUUACACCCAAGCCACCUCUCUUCAACACCUUGCUGUAUUCCUUGGUGCCUAUCAUGGGGAUUGCAGUGAUUGUGCUCUUCUCCUUCUGGAUGUACAGACACCACAAGCUGGCGUACCCUCCGGUACUCGUUCCAACCCAAGAUCCUGGACCACCACCACCUUCACCUUUGAUGGGUUUGAAGCCACUGCAGCUGCUAGAGAUCAAAGCCAGGGGAAGGUUUGGUUGUGUAUGGAAAGCUCAACUACUAAAUGAGUAUGUGGCUGUCAAAAUAUUCCCUAUUCAGGACAAACAGUCGUGGCAGAACGAGUAUGAAAUCUACAGUUUGCCUGGAAUGAAGCAUGACAACAUUCUGCAGUUCAUUGGUGCAGAGAAACGAGGCACCAGCAUUGAUGUCGACCUCUGGUUGAUUACAGCAUUUCAUGAAAAGGGCUCCUUAACAGACUUUCUCAAGGCUAACGUGGUCUCCUGGAACGAGCUGUGUCACAUUGCCCAGACCAUGGCCAGAGGCCUGGCAUAUCUCCACGAGGACAUACCAGGGCUGAAGGAUGGGCACAAACCUGCCAUCUCCCACAGGGACAUCAAAAGCAAGAACGUGCUGCUGAAAAAUAAUCUUACAGCUUGUAUUGCUGAUUUUGGUCUAGCUUUAAAGUUUGAGGCUGGCAAGUCUGCAGGGGAUACACAUGGACAGGUGGGCACCCGGCGGUACAUGGCUCCUGAGGUGCUGGAAGGUGCUAUAAACUUCCAAAGGGAUGCCUUCCUGAGGAUAGACAUGUAUGCCAUGGGACUGGUCCUCUGGGAGCUGGCCUCACGCUGCACCGCCUCCGACGGCCCAGUAGAUGAGUACAUGUUGCCGUUUGAAGAAGAAAUUGGCCAGCACCCCUCCCUCGAAGACAUGCAGGAAGUUGUAGUCCACAAAAAGAAGAGACCUGUCCUAAGAGAGUGUUGGCAAAAACAUUCUGGCAUGGCCAUGCUGUGUGAGACCAUCGAGGAGUGCUGGGAUCACGACGCGGAGGCCAGGCUGUCGGCGGGCUGUGUGGAAGAGCGCAUCAUCCAGAUGCAAAAACUAACUAACAUUAUAACCACAGAGGACAUCGUGACUGUGGUCACAAUGGUGACAAACGUUGACUUUCCUCCCAAAGAAUCCAGCCUAUGAUAGUUGCACUGGUCACGCCCCUGACCGCCAGGACUCUCCGCCGGAGCUGCCGCAGCUGACGGGACUGCGUUGCCACUGCUGUGUGGGAAGCACGGUGAGUCUUUGGAGCACCCCUGAGAGGGGUCUGUCCUUUCUCCCCCCUCCCCGCCGACCACGGAUCCAUCAGACUUUCUGCAUUCCCCACGUCCACCCGAAGGACACGUGGCUGAGAGUCGAUCAGACGCUGUCGAGGAACUGAAGUGAAGAACACGGACCCGUACUGGCUAAUCAAGUGUUUUAAAAACUGACACCAGAUUUCUUAAUACCCGUCAGAAGAGACUAAUUCCUUAAAUGAACUACUGUUAUUUUUUUUAAAAUCAAAACAUUU
Merops nubicus (carmine bee-eater) is the source of this 1909-nucleotide messenger RNA. RefSeq names its product activin A receptor, type IIA (gene ACVR2A). NCBI's taxonomy places the organism in Eukaryota, Metazoa, Chordata, Aves, Coraciiformes, Meropidae. Gene Ontology annotation, biological process: cellular response to growth factor stimulus; activin receptor signaling pathway; protein phosphorylation. The transcript has 11 exons. The record is from RefSeq and is a predicted model, not a curated record. Gene Ontology annotation, molecular function: activin receptor activity; activin binding; ATP binding. Gene Ontology annotation, cellular component: activin receptor complex; plasma membrane. Bases 1 to 1542 code for a protein of 513 amino acids.